Messenger RNA from Tigriopus californicus, 1410 nucleotides. RefSeq lists its product as uncharacterized. The transcript has 5 exons. Lineage: Eukaryota; Metazoa; Arthropoda; Copepoda; Harpacticoida; Harpacticidae. Bases 33 to 1244 code for a protein of 403 amino acids. The record is from RefSeq and is a predicted model, not a curated record.
CAUUUAAUUACAAGGGCUUCGAGUGCCACAAUAUGUUCUUCAGCCUUGCUUGGCUGGUUUUCCUCAUUGAUGUCCCCAAUUCCCUCGGAUUCUUUGAUGUGGGUCAGGUCAAAUAUAUUGGGCUUCAGAAUGUUUGGCACACUGGACUCAAUCACAAGGCUCGGGAAUUGCGAGCAUUUGUUACGGAUCCUGAUCGAGCUCGAGAGUUCUGUGCAAACUAUUGUACUUUGGAUACAUCGUGCGACGCCUUUUAUCUGAUGGAUAAGCCCAAUGGGAAUUGUCAUCUAGUGGAUGAAGAUUCGACGCCCAACAUCCAAAGAACCCUAGGCCAUGAAUGGAGGACAGGCAAAAUGUAUUAUGUAAAGCAAGUGGUCCAACCCAAUGUUGAAGAGAUACCCACCCCAGACACUCUAUCUGGUCCUUGUGACACGGAUAACUUUACUUUGGAUGCCAACGCGUGCUCUUCGUUUCCCAAACAAGGCCUCACGUUCUACUCGUGUUCGUUUUCGCUUUCCACUUAUGAAGACACGGUCUCGCGUGUUUCGGAUGCUCAAUGCCCUGGAGAAAAUCGAUUGCUUCUCUGCGAGCUCUUCGGACGCGAUGUGGUGUCCAAUGUGGAAGGCGAUCGACGAGAAAUAUUUCAACCUCUUUUUGCUAAAACUCAUCAUAACGUCAAAGGUUUGAUGGUGCCUGGGUUCCAAUACAUGAUCAUGCAAUUCCAUGACGCUCCUCGGAAAAUAUCCCGUGUCAUCAUUAGAACGAUUGACUAUGAGGUCGAACGUUUGAAGAAAAUAUCCUUGGUGGUUCACGCAGAAAUUCAAAGAGCCACCAUUCCGAUUGACCUGGACAACCAACCGCUAAAUAAUGUAUGCGCUGUUUUGAUCCAACUGGAUUAUACAGACACGCCCAUUGCCAAGAAAGCAGAUAAGUUGGAACUCACCGGGGCGUCUUGGCAUGGUUAUGAUACACAAGGGUUCAAAUUGGAUGUGUUUACUAUGAAGCCGGACAUGAUCAUAACUUCCACCUCCGAGACCUCGACUAGUACAUCGACCCAAUCGAGCACUUCAACCACAACCAUUACCACGACCAGAACAACGACCAACAUUGUAACCACCACUUUGACACCAACAACCACUGCUGCAGACUCCACCACAACCUGCACUUGCAAUUGCGCAUGUGGGGAUGACACAACUCAGCCAAUGGGAACACCGUUGGUCUGCCCAACCAUGGCCAAUGGUAAGUGAUACCGUGGCCAUAUAAUUAGGGUCAGGAGCAACAAACACGACAGUUAGCUCGACAGGCACCAGUUUUUCAACUAUGGAGGGACAACUUUUGACAACUAUAACUAGGAUACAAACCACAUAUCGACCGACAAAGCAGUUGUCAACUACGGCACUUGCAACUACGACU